This is a messenger RNA of Westerdykella ornata, 1157 nucleotides long. RefSeq lists its product as uncharacterized. The transcript has 9 exons. The record is from RefSeq and is a predicted model, not a curated record. The coding region runs from base 1 to 1032 and encodes 343 amino acids. Lineage: Eukaryota; Fungi; Ascomycota; Dothideomycetes; Pleosporales; Sporormiaceae.
AUGUUGCUAACCCCGAUUAUUGCGACAGCGCUGUGGGCGAAGAGGCUCGAUGCCGCUGCUGUAUUGCGAUUUGGAUGCUCGCAGAUCGCGAUUGAGCGUGUUGACCCUCUCGUCAAUCCCGGAGUAGUUCCUUCUCCCCAUGUUCAUCAAAUUGUUGGCGGCAACGCCUUCGCCGCCACCAUUCCCAGCACCGACGUUUCGCAGCUCGCAAACUGCACUAGCUGCACCUUCAGCGAGGACCUUUCGAACUAUUGGACCGCAAACAUGUACUUUCGCGCGCGCAACGGGUCCUACAAGCGCGUGCCCCAGAUCCCGAAUCGGUACCUUGAUGGUGCCAAAGGUGGCAUUACUGUAUAUUAUACCAGUCCAUAUGACGGAGGAAAAGUCACUGCUUUCAAGCCGGGUUUCCGUAUGCUAGCCGGAGACGCGGCUCAGCGCACCAAAGGCGGUAUCACCAAAUGGAAUGCUAUCUGCUUCCGAUGUUAUAAUGCGAAGAAUUUCGGGGGCGAUACGGGCGCGCCUUGCUCGGAUAGCAAGGUCGAUAGUGUGGAGUUGCCGAAUAAGCCGUGUCCCGGUGGUAUUCGUACGACGAUUCGGUUUCCGACCUGCUGGGACGGAAAGAGCCUCGAUAGCCCCGAUCAUCAGAGCCACGUCUCUUAUCCUGCGUCGGGGACUUUCGAGAGCAGCGGACCCUGUCCUUCCACACAUCCAGUCCGCCUCCCUCAGCUAAUGUAUGAGGUUAUCUGGGAUACGACGGCAUUUAAUGAUAAAUCGCUAUGGCCUGCUGAUGGGAAGCAGCCGUUCGUAUUCAGCCAGGGCGACGAUACGGGCUACGGACAACACGGCGACUAUAUCUUCGGCUGGAAGGGCGACGCUCUCCAAAAGGCGAUGGAAGGCAGCUGCUUUGGCGCGACAUGCAAUACACUCAAGAGUCAGAGCUAUACGGAGGCGAAUAAGUGCACCGUGAAACGAGAGACUGAUGAGGAUGUCGAUGGCUGGCUGCAGAAAAUUCCAGGAGGCAUGAGCGGGUAGAACCGCGGAACCCUUGACAGGACAGCUUGGCUGAGAAUAUACCGCAUUUGACUGGGUCGGGAGGAUUGACCAAGCAUCCCCCCGUCAUGGGUUGGAGUGGCGGUUGUCGGUCAAUAUUUGCAGUU